AUGGAACAAAUACAACCGCUAACCCUAAAGACGUUAGAGGCUUUUCCUUUACCGAAGUAUUUGGAUUCGUUGCCAGUAUCAAUCAUUGAGCAAUUUAUCCAACUGCACAGUUUAGUACGGGGGUAUAUCAAGCAAUUACCAGCGUACCAGAAGUGGAAUGAAACAAUAAUAGAGACAUUAAACUGGCAAAUAACCAAUUUAAACGAAAUUAGUAGCAUAUUGAAGACAUAUAAUGGUACUGGUACGUUAAUAAAAGAGAAAAUGGCGAAAUUAAACUCGCUAUACAGCGAAUUUAUCAACUUGGAAACGUACCAAUAUCAAUUAUUAUCGUCUAACUUCAAUCAAGAAUUUUUAAAAAAUAAGUUUCACAAGGUAAUAGUUGAGAAUGACCAAGAAUCAAAGAAAUUGGUGAAAGAAUUCAAAGGAAGCAGUUCUGACGAUUUUGAAAACCUGUUUAAUAACUUAAUCAAAGAUUUUAGGUCGAGUCGAAAGACAUACCAUUUGCGGAAAGAAAAGCUAAAUAGAUGGAAUGAAGAGAGAGUUAGUGGUUUCAUAUGA
Messenger RNA from Debaryomyces hansenii CBS767, 558 nucleotides. RefSeq names its product ESCRT-I subunit protein. The record is from RefSeq and is a predicted model, not a curated record. NCBI's taxonomy places the organism in Eukaryota, Fungi, Ascomycota, Pichiomycetes, Serinales, Debaryomycetaceae. The transcript has a single exon. Bases 1 to 558 code for a protein of 185 amino acids.